UGUUGAAAAGCGAUUACCCUGAUAGGUCGCCAUCACAGAGAUUUUGAAGUUUGUUUUCAAAUUUAUAAAAUAAUAAUGGCUAUUUUAAAGCUUUUUUAUGAAUUUCUCUAACGAAUUACACUCUAGAAUUGUACAUUUUCGUUUUGUCUUAUUCGGCUUCUAAUAUUUUAAUCAGUUUUAUGAGAAUUUUCGAAAUUGCAGAAGCAUUUUUGUCACUUCAGAAUCUGCUUUUUUAUUUUGUCGAUUUAUGGUUCUUAAAUUAAUAUUGUAGAUAAUUUUAAGUUAAAAAUGAGUGGAAAUGGUGAAGACGAGAAAGAAGUACCUAAAGUGUUGCCUUUGGACUUGGCCAGGACACAAAUAGCAGCAGUUAGAGCUGGGGAUGGUAAUAAGGCACCUUUGGUAGUGCCAAGCCAAGCUCUCCGAAAUAUGAGAGUUUUAACGCAAAGCGUUUCAACAAAUAGCAACUCUGCCGCAGUCGGACAAGCUAUAAUCACUAAUUUAGUACCCCAAGCAAUCAUAAACCAAGUAGACCCUUCGAAGACUCAGAUAACAAAUAUUGGGGGACCUAGUCAAGGACAAGCACAAACACAAGUGACCGGGACAUUAGCAAUACAAAGAUCAGCCCAAAUUACUCUAUCCACAGCGCCGGUAGUGGCUCAAAAUACAGCAGGUACAUCCUAUCACGUACCCAGAGGCCCCGCGGUUGUCGCAAAUUUAGCAGCCCCAAGAAGUAAUGUGGCAACAGUUAGGGCACCUUUAAUUGUGACUGCACAGAACAGUCAAGCUUUUGUCAGGCCUCCAAGGACUCCUAGUCCAGCUCCUGGUACAGCAUGGUUAACAAACACAUCAAAUGGAUCCCAAAAAAAGGGGGCUUCAACUGUCUUAAGCUCUCCAGUGAGAGGGGCGACGGUUACUGGUAAACCUCAAGUCGUAGGCAGACCUCAAGGAACUGCACAGUCUGUUAUACCUAACCUAAAAGCAGGGACAAUCAUCCAGAGCGGUAUAAUAGGUCAGACAAUUCAUUCUUUUAAACCAGCAUCUGGUACUAUACAGACUUUAGGUGCUCCAGUGACCCUGGCCCAAAUGUUACCAGCCAGAACUCAAGCAGUUGUUUUUAGUGCGAAUACAGUGGGUCAGUUUACGCCUACAGGCCGGAUAACUGUCACUACAGCGGCGGCGCAGAAUCAAGUUAGGCCUCCUCAAACCAGACCACUGGGCCCUGUGGUGACUGGUACGAGACUUGCUGUGCCCAUUUCUCAGGUUCAGGCUCAGACUUCGCGAAUUUUGACUCCACAACAGAGUGGUGGUGGUUCUUUGACAGUAACGCCUAGGAUUGGUCAGCAAUCCCAGCCUCAGCCAGUUCUGGCUACGACAAGGAUUGGGACCACACAAGCGACGGCUAAUGUGGUGGGGCGAUUAUCAGUAACUCCAUCUACGAUAUCCGGGUCUGUAACUAAUGUUAGUAAUAUACCGACUACACAAGCCAGAAUAUCGACAUUGUCCACGUUAAAUUUGCAGUCUUUUAUGGUGGCUAAUGGUGGACAUGCCCGAAUGCAAACCACCCAAGGGCCUAAAGUUAUAACUCAGCCUGCACAAGCCACUAUUCAUUUGACGCAAAUAUCGCCACAAAUAAAGACAUCGGCUGCUGUUGUAUCAACCGGUGCCAGAACAAUAAAUGUGCCAGCUUCCAUCGUACCGCAAAGGACGAAUUCCAUAGCCCCGUCUCAAGCCAUAUCCAUAGCCAAAGUCUUUCCAGCAUCGGAAGGCCAGGGCGGUACCACCACCGUUUUUGUCCCGACUCCAUUGCAAACGACGACCGCGCAGAGACGGACUUCGCCAAGUCCAGUCACUGGCAGUUCUAACGUCCCGCAAACUGUCAUGACGGCUACGACAGUCGCUUCGUAUUCUCUCACCGGCCAAGAAGGGAGUCCCUUUUUCUAUGACACCACCGGUACGCCAGCGGGUACCUUCCAGAGAGCCUUCGUCAGCGGACAGCAAGUUACUGGGGCUUUCGCAGCGCAGCCUCAACAGCAAAAUAAUACAAGCAGGCCCCUUGGAGCCCCUAUAACCAACCAACAGCUACAUGGUAUAGGUAUGAGGUUUAAUUCGGUGAUGGUGGUGGAACAGAGUGGUGCUGCGCAGACGACACACUUUCAGCCCGUUUCUGCGCAGGCUGUUACAGAGCAUUUAGAAAUAAGUCAUUCGCAGCCGUCGCAGUCAAAGGUUACUUCGUCACCCAGGCCGAGCAUACUAAGAAAAAGGGAUCACGAAGGUUCCCCGUUAAAAGCCGCGAAGAACUUGACUCCGGCCCUGCAAAAUUUGGCGCAGCACGCCGCCGCGCAGGUGCCGGCCUCGCCGUCUCCCCCGCCCAGGCCGGAUUCCCGAGGCAACGGUCACAGUUCCGGCGGAAGUACCACCAUAUCUGCCACUUCCAGUCCCGGUUUACCGGAAGUGAACGAAGACAGCAAUCCCGCCGUAACGAUGAAUCUCAAGGAGGAGGAGGACGAAGAGACCAAACCUCCCAUGGAGAUGAGUCCGCGGAAGAAGCCCAGAAAGCAACAACUGACCGGAAAUGAGAUAGAAGAAAAUCAUGACGAUAUGCAGUUCAUAUCCGAUACAGGCAAGAAGGAAACUUACGAUUCGGAUGGUCCGCAGUCCGAUGGAGGGCCGAAAGAUGGCGCUCCCGAAGCGGUACGUGUCACCACGUUACGCAAACCAGCUACGGCCAGUCUUCUAAACGGGUACCGUCAGACGUGGAAAGCCACUCACAACCACUAUCAGAGGUAUUCAGAUGUGAAGCCGAAAGAUGAACGCAGGCCGACCAUCAUGGACCUGGCCAAUCAGAAUAAAGUGACUGAGAAGAUCAAUGGAUGGAAGAUACACCAUCUGUCAACGCAAAUGGAAGAUCUGGCUGAACAGGAACAAACAGUCUAUGAUCAGUUAACUGAACUGUUAAAAGUGACAGAAUCAGAGGAGAACUCGAAGCAGAUCGACAAAGAAGUCAACAGGGUCAAUGAAUUAAUAAAAGGUAAUCUGCAGAGGAUCAAAAUCAUCAAUGACGGUAUGCUGGAGGCCAAAUGUCAAAUAAUGAAAAUCUUUGACCAUCAGCGUCACGUGAACGACAUAGUGAACCGGUGCGCAAGCAAACGGAACUUCAAGAAAAGGGAGAAAAUCUAAUAAAACUAGGGAAAUUGCAAGAGUCGAAUCAAAGGACACGCGUUGUACAUUUUAUUUUUCGUGUUUUUUUUUAUCGAAAAUUCGGUUUGUCUGACAAAAACUUAAAUUUAAAGUUAAUUUUCUGUAAUUAUAAUAUUAUAUAGGUAAACAGAGAUAAUAUAUGUAUAAAUAUAAGCGAUUUUAUUAACU
Molecule: messenger RNA, 3366 nt
Organism: Sitophilus oryzae (rice weevil)
Lineage: Eukaryota; Metazoa; Arthropoda; Insecta; Coleoptera; Curculionidae
Gene: Sap130
Product: histone deacetylase complex subunit SAP130
Exons: 16
Coding region: 289-3177 (962 amino acids)
Biological process (GO): negative regulation of transcription by RNA polymerase II
Cellular component (GO): Sin3-type complex
Source: RefSeq, a predicted model, not a curated record